This is a messenger RNA of Camponotus floridanus (Florida carpenter ant), 3634 nucleotides long. RefSeq names its product eukaryotic translation initiation factor 3 subunit A (gene eIF3a). Lineage: Eukaryota; Metazoa; Arthropoda; Insecta; Hymenoptera; Formicidae. Gene Ontology annotation, molecular function: translation initiation factor activity; mRNA binding. The record is from RefSeq and is a predicted model, not a curated record. Gene Ontology annotation, cellular component: multi-eIF complex; eukaryotic translation initiation factor 3 complex, eIF3m; eukaryotic translation initiation factor 3 complex, eIF3e. Gene Ontology annotation, biological process: translation reinitiation; formation of cytoplasmic translation initiation complex.
CGGUGACCGCCUCUCUUAUCCGGUACACUGUGGUCAUGUCAUAAGCUUGCUACACGCGGUUGGGUAAAGAACAUUUAAUACGUGUUAUUGCGCAAAUCGGAAUUUUGAAGUCGUUAACGAGCUUUCAUUAUCUUCUAAACGAUAUUAUUGCACGACUAUAGCCAAGGAGCUACGUUAAGGAAUUAUGGCGCGAUACGGGCAGCGACCUGAAAACGCCCUGAAACGAGCGAACGAAUUUAUUGAAGUGGGCAAAUCAGCUCGAGCGUUAGAUACAUUGCAAGAAGUCUUCCGUAAUAAAAAAUGGACAUACAAUUGGUCAGAGUCUGUAUUGGAGCCGAUAAUGUUCAAGUAUCUGGAUCUCUGUGUAGAAUUGAAGAAAUCGCACAUAGCGAAGGAAGGUCUAUUCCAAUACAGAAAUAUGUUUCAAUCUGUCAAUGUCGGGAGUUUAGAGAAUGUGAUACGUGGCUAUUUGAGAAUGGCUGAAGAAAAGACAAAUGCGGCACGUAAACAGAGUCAGCAAGCUGUAAUCGAUAUUGACGAUCUUGAUAAUCUUGCUACACCCGAAAGCAUCUUACUUUCGGCGGUUAGCGGAGAGGACGCGCAAGACAGAAGCGAUCGUACUAUUUUGACGCCUUGGGUAAAGUUUUUAUGGGAAUCGUACUGCCAAUGCUUGGAGUUGCUCAGAACUAAUGCACAUGUAGAAACUCUUUAUCAUGAUAUUGCGCGUAUGGCCUUCCAGUUUUGUCUCGAGUAUAAUCGUAAGACUGAAUUUCGUAAAUUAUGCGAAAAGUUACGAAAACAUCUUGAGGAAAUAUGUAAACUGCCGCCACUUGUGUCGAAUGUUUCUAUGAAUAAAGCAGAGACACAACAGUUAAAUUUAGAGACUAGAUUAAAUCAAUUAGAUUCUGCAAUACAAAUGGAAUUGUGGCAGGAAGCUUUUAAAUCUUCAGAGGAUGUACAUGGUAUGAUGAAUCUAUCGAAGAAACUUCCUGUACCAAAAACAAUGGCUAAUUACUAUCAGAAACUCGCUAUGGUUUUUUGGAAGGCUGGCAAUUAUCUAUUUCACGCGGCCGCGUUAUUCAAACUUUUACAACUCUCUCGUGAAAUGAAAAAGAAUAUGUCCUCGGAAGAACAGCAGCGAAUGGCCAACCGUGUAUUAUUGGCAACGUUAUCGAUACCGUUGCCAUCAGCUCACCCGGAAUUUGAUCGCUUCAUAGAGACAGAUAAGAGUCCAUUGGAAAAAGCUCAGAAACUCGCGACUCUUUUGGGCCUCUCGCAACCACCAACACGCGUUUCUUUAUUGAAAGAUAUCGUCCGUUUAAACGUUGUUAGUCUCGCGUCACCGCAGUUACAGGAAUUGUACUCGUGGUUAGAGGUGGAGUUUCAUCCAUUGGAACUUUGUAGCAGAGUCGAUUCCGUUAUUCAAACAUUACAAGCGGACGAAAACAGCCCAUUGAUUCAAUACAUCCCAGCUUUGCAAGAUGUAACGCUUGUACGUCUCGUCCAUCAGAUCUCCCAAGUCUAUCAAACUAUACAAUUUUCCAGACUUUUAGAACUCGCUAAAUUCACGGUGGAUUUUCAUCUUGAGCGUCUUUUAGUGGACUGCGUCCGUUACAACGAUAUGCAAAUCAGAAUAGAUCACGGCAAAUCAUGUGUUCAUUUCGGAGUGGACCUCUCGGAGGCUCAACGAGAAGAUCAUCCGGACGGUCCGGUGCUACAAGCGAUGCCCUCCGAACAAAUACGCUGCCAGUUGGUGAACAUGGCAACUGUGUUACAUCGUGCCAUUAACGUAAUAAAUCCCAAUAAAAAGAAACACGAGCAUGAGAAGCUGCGUAGCGCGAUGGUCGCUCACUAUCAUGAGACUAAGACGAAAGAACAUCAGAGAAUAUUGGGCAGGCACAAGAUCAUCGAGGAAAGAAAAGAAUAUAUAGAGCACAUCAAUACAGUCCGUGAAGAAGAAGAGAUGCGCCGACAGGAAGAACUUCAGCGGCAGCAAAUGCUAGCGGAACAAAAGCGGCUGGAGCACGAGCGCGAGGAACGUGAGCGAAAACGUCAGCAGAGUGAGAUUCAACAGAUCAAGGAUCGUCAUCUCAAGGAAAAGAUGCAACAGAUUUCGCAAACAAGUCAUGGGCAGAAGGUGCUCAAGAAAUUGGACGAGGACGAGAUCAAGAAGCUGGACGCGGAGCAGAUCGCAGCGCGGGAAGCUGAAGAACUGCAAAAAGAGCGAAGGGAGAUGCAACAGAAACUCAAAUCCCAAGAGAAGAAAGUCGAUUAUCUGGAGCGUGCCAAGCGACUUGAAGAGAUUCCGUUGCUAGAGAAAGCUGUACAAGAGAGAAUGCAACAAGCGAAACAACUUUGGCGGCAACAAGAGGAUGAACGAAUCGCCGCGGCUAUCGAAGAGAGGCAGGAGGCUGUUGCGACUCAAGAACGCCUGGCACGCAUGAAAGAAGAUCACGAUACUUUCUUAAAUAAGAUCUCAGCUGAACGUAAGAACAUACAUCUGGAGAAACUGAAGGAAUUUGAGAAAUUGUUGAAUGAAGAACGUGCCAAGCGAUUAUUGAAACGCAAAAUGGAACGUAAGAUCGAACGUAAAGCGAAAUGGGAGAAAGAACGCGCGGAAGCUGCGGAACGAAGACGUCUCGAGGAAUUGCGUGUCAAACAAGAAGAAGAGAAGAAACGUCUGGAGGAGGAAAGGGCCAAGAAGGAAGAAGAAGAGAGAAUUAGACGAGCCGAAGAAGAAGCCAGGGAAGCCGAACGUUUGGCUAAGCUGAAGAAACAAGCCGAAAUUAUCAGAGCCAAGGAAGCCGAGAUUGAACGCAAAUUAGAGGAGGAACGCCAGAGAGAUAAAGAUCUAAUAUCAACUUGGCGACGCAUGGAUAGAGAAAAUGACCGUGACCGUGACCGUGACCGUGAUCGUGAUCGUGAUCGUGAUCGUGACCGCGAUCGUGAACGUGAUGCUCCGAAAUCCACAAUGGAAUCAUGGCGACGCAAUGCCGAUAAGGAUUCCGAUGGACUCAAAAACGAUGCAGAACGUUGGAGGAAACGUGAUGACAAGAUUGAGGAUUCCGUAGAAAAAAGACGGAAAAAAAAAAAAAAAAAAAAAAAAAAAAAAAACAAAGAUUUAAGAGAUCGAGAUAGAUUGGACAAUCGUGGUUUCGACAAAAGGGAUGACCGUGAGCGUGACCGUGACCGCGAUCGUGAUCGCGAUCGCGAUCGCGAACGUGAUCGCGGAAUGGAUGGACGUGGUAUACGCGAAGUUUCACGUGAUACGAUACGCGAUGAUCGGGAUCGAGAUCGCGGUAGAAUGUCCGAUCGUCGUGGCGGUUAUCGUGAGCGUCGUGAUGAUCCAGUCAGGGAAUCGCGAAACACCAAUCAGGAUUGGCGAAAACGCGACCCGCCUCAAGAGUCUCCUAGAGAACCACCCAAGCGCGAACGAGAUGAGCGUAAAGAUGAUAGACUUCCACCUAGAUCCGACGACAGAAGACGACCAUUGGAAGAUGAUGGCUGGUCAAAAGUCAGUCGGCGCUAACAUCGGAUUCCCAAAUUAUAUAUGUUUAUUCUUUAAGAGGAAUCCACAUAAUAUGUGGAUGGAGUUUUUAUCAGAUAUGGAAAUAAUAAAUACUCUAUCCAAUUC